UCGCAGCAGGAACCAGGCUCCAGGCGCUGGCGCCGGGGCCGCGGGAGGAGGCGAGUUCGCUCCCUGCGGCGGGCGCGGCCCGGGCGCCCCGGCCUCCUCGGCCCCGGAGAGCGGCGGCGGCGGCGGCGGCCUCCCUGGCGCGCUGCCGACGGUCACCGGACCCUGCCGUGGACUCCAGGACCAGCCUGAUCUCGGCGAUGUUAACCGCAACACUGAGGGCCCCACAGUCGCCAGAGGCCGCCUACCAACCUUCCUUGGGACUUCUGUCUGGGCCUCAUCACAAAACUGGACGGGAGACCCCACGAUUGAUGAGUUUGCCCUGGGAGUCAGUGCGAAGGUGAAACCAAAGGCGAACAUGGGUCAGAAGGUCACCGGAGGGAUCAAGACUGUGGACAUGAGGGACCCCACGUACCGGCCCCUGAAGCAGGAGCUCCAGAGCCUGGACUACUGCAAGCCCACCCGCCUGGACCUGCUGCUAGACAUGCCCCCCGUGUCCUACGACGUCCAGCUGCUCCACUCGUGGAACAACAAUGACCGAUCGCUCAACGUCUUUGUGAAGGAAGACGACAAGCUGAUCUUUCACCGGCAUCCGGUGGCCCAGAGCACAGACGCCAUCAGGGGCAAAGUCGGGUACACGCGCGGGCUGCACGUAUGGCAGAUCACGUGGGCCAUGAGGCAGCGGGGCACACAUGCUGUGGUGGGGGUGGCGACAGCAGACGCCCCCCUGCACUCCGUCGGGUACACAACCCUCGUGGGGAAUAACCACGAGUCUUGGGGCUGGGACUUGGGGCGCAACCGGCUCUACCACGAUGGCAAAAACCAACCGAGCAAAACAUACCCGGCCUUUUUGGAGCCGGAUGAGACAUUUAUUGUCCCUGACUCGUUCCUCGUGGCCCUGGACAUGGAUGAUGGGACUCUGAGCUUCAUUGUGGAUGGACAGUACAUGGGAGUGGCUUUUCGAGGACUCAAGGGCAAAAAACUGUAUCCUGUAGUGAGCGCCGUCUGGGGCCACUGUGAGAUCCGCAUGCGCUACUUGAAUGGACUCGACCCCGAGCCCCUGCCGCUCAUGGAUCUCUGCCGCCGCUCGGUGCGCCUGGCCCUGGGGAAGGAGCGUCUGGGUGACAUCCACACACUACCACUGCCGGCCUCCCUCAAGGCCUACCUCCUCUACCAGUGACGCUGCCCCCCGGCCUCGCCAGCACGCCGGCCACCUGGUGCCACCUCACCGGCCUGCCGCCGUACCCUGCGCCUCGGACCGGGAUCCGGCCACCGGGAGGAAGGCCCUGCUCUUCCUCCCCAUCCUGCCCGCUGCCCCUGCCGGCCACCAACAGCUUGACACAGGCUCCUCCAUUCCCUGUCCCCACGUUGGCAGAAGCCCCCCCCCCGCCCCCCCGCACGCCGUGUCCACGGUCCCUCUUCGGAAAAAGACCCAGAGAACAGACUCCUAGGAAGCCCUCCACUGAGCUCCGAUCCGCCCUCGGGGUGGCACGGGGAUCCCCGCCCCGACCUGCCAGGUCCCGGGAGGAGGUGCCCUGGUGCCAAGAGCAGAUCCCAGGGGCGCUAAGAGGUGCUCAGAUGGGGGCUGGUGCUGAGGCCAGUGGGGCCCCGCCACAGCAGACAACACUCAGGACGUCAGGAACUCACCAUGGACACCGAGGCAGAAGCCAAAACGGAACCUCCACAGGCACACACGAGUGCCCUGCAUCGGCCCCGGCUGUCAGCCCCCCGGUACCCUGUAUUUAUUCUUUUCACAAUGACAAAAGCCAUUUAUUUAUUCCAUUUAGAAAGGAAACCUGGUUUCAUUUCCCUCUCUCCGGAGUGUUCUGUUGCUUUGCUGCCACCUGCCCCUCCCUGGGAUGUGUGUGCCUCACCCGUCCCUCUCGUGGGGCUGUGGCUGUGGUGUGUCCUCACGUGGGCACAAGGGUGUCCCUGUGUGGGUCCCCGGACCUACAGUUUCCAGGGGGUUCUGCUCUGGGUUCCCGAGCACAUGCAGUAUGAGAGUCUUGGGGGGGCCCGUCUGCAAGGGCUGUGGCGCUCCCCGUGUCUCCAGGCAGAAGACAGACAUCUUUGCACGUGGUUUUCUUUCUUUAGUCUUCUGUGGGGGGCGGGAGGAGGGUUGUGUUUGCUUUUGCUUUCCUAGCUGAGACCUCCCAUGUGCAUCCUCAGAAGCUCUGGCUUCCCAGAGCCGGAACUAGGAAGGGAGGGUGAUGAGUGGGUCUCCAGCCCCAGGGAAGCCAGGGGCGCGCGGCGGGGUGGGGAGACCAGAGUGAGGUCGUGCCCCUCGGAAGCCAGCGCCGGCCUCCACUUCGGGCCCCCGCCCGGGCUCUGCGCCCAGGGGGAGCAGCCUCAGCUCAUCCCGACCCCCCAGAGCCACACGAGGAGCAGGGUGGGGUGGGCCGGGGCAGCCAGCAGAAGAGGGCCCCUCGCGCCCUGCCACAGCUCCCCCACGUAGCAGAGCCCAGCCCCUGCCGCUGCACUCACUGCUCCCUUGAUCUUGAAGUCAACUCGCUUAGAAUCUGACUUCUGUUCAUUUCUGUACAGGUACAAUAGAUGACUUUAUUUGUUUAAAUGUUUAAUAUAUACACAUAUAUAUUUGUCUUUAAGAAUUACGUUUUAAACAGCUGCUGUAGGGUACCUUUAAAAAACAAAGUCUUCCAGUGGAGUAUAUUUUUUAAAGCACAAAACUGGUGCCAAGUCUGGGUGAGGAAUGUAAAUUACCCCCUUAUUGUUUUGAGUUUUUUUCCAAGGUGGGGGGAGAAACCUUACCUGUAAGACUUUUAAAGACUUUUCCUCACUCCUCUUUCAGGGUGGGUCAUGUUCUCAUGAAUGUUGCACACGAGCGCGUUUUACUGACACAGAUCCCAGCCUUAUCGCCUUGACCCAGCGUUCUGCCAUCGACGCUGGAUGAAUUGCGGGCUCUUGGUCAUCUCUCCGCACCUCUGUCCGGGCUUCCCAAACCUCAGCCCCACCCUCCUUUCCCUCUCCGCCCAGAACCUUGUGACCUGUACAGUUUUAAAACUCCCGUUCUAUUUUAUGAUGGUUAAUAAUAGUCAGUAACCUAAUAAAGGAAAGUUUAUUAAAAUACAAAA
Molecule: messenger RNA, 3089 nt
Organism: Callorhinus ursinus (northern fur seal)
Lineage: Eukaryota; Metazoa; Chordata; Mammalia; Carnivora; Otariidae
Source: RefSeq, a predicted model, not a curated record